Cylicocyclus nassatus is the source of this 1076-nucleotide messenger RNA. NCBI's taxonomy places the organism in Eukaryota, Metazoa, Nematoda, Chromadorea, Rhabditida, Strongylidae. The record is from the annotation of a GenBank genome assembly.
UUUUAGAUGUCACAAGAAAAUUCUAAUAUGUCAGCUCCAUCACGAUUAGAUGGCGAGCACUCAGAAAAUGCAGGCUUUAUUGACUGGUAUGAUUCUCCAAGAGUUCUCCCUACACAAUCUAAGCGAUUGCGACGCGGAACGCAGUUAUUAAAAACAAGGAGUGCAGAGGAGUUUUCACCUAGGUCCUAUCUCGAUGAAACUGCUUCUACAUCUGAUCUCGACAGUUUCUGGUGCAUUGAGUCACCAUCAGAGCAUAUCACUCCGCUAGCUCACACUGAGACAUCCGCGUUAGAUAUUUUCGAGAAAACACACUCAACUUCUGAUCAGACUACCCCUCAUCGGACACUACGAUCAGCAAAACUACUUUCCCGUAAACGACACAGAAAACCAGAUAACCAACUGAAAAUCGAAGAAAGCGAAAAUGUAGAUGAAAAGCGGAUGUCAAUGGAAGAAGGUCUCGCUGUUGGAAUGGCAUCACUUGCUAAAUUGCGGCAACGUCUACGCAGCGAAGGUGACACCGAUAAGCUGAAGACGGACGCAGAUGUGAAGGUUUUGCAAAGAACUCCACUUCGGCCAAAAUCGUCUCCAGCGAGCUCACCAAUUGUUCCACGCAACGCAUUGAAGAGAAAAAGCGACACCUUAUUGACCCCUUCUUUGACUCGGCCGUCGCAAAGGUUUGUCACGAGCACGCCAAAGCAUGAUGGAGUAGCAGCUACACCUCUGAAGCGAUUCCGAACGAUGAAUGACACUCCUUGUAAGCCAGAUUCAACAAGAGAAAAGAUAUUGCGCACACAAAGUAUGAAUGACACCAAAGAGGAUAGCGACGACGAUUCGUUUCUGACCGAUGUGUUUGUACCCUUCAAGCAUCCGAGUCAAUUUUUUGAGAUGCUCAAACAUAAUCCAACUCAGAAGAGCUAGGUUUCAAUCUCCUUCUAGGUUCAGAGCAUGACCAGACCAUUUGGCCAGAGUAUUUUGUUAUUUUCCGCUUUAAAACAACAGUUUUAUCUCGAAUUCAACUUGUCAUUAGAGUUUGCAUAUGUUAUUACACCGCCGCAGAGGAUGCCCAAGCUCGAUGG